AUGGCGGGAGGCGCCUCCGAACCUACCACCAUACAUCAUACACCACCACCAACACCGCACGCCAAGAUUGCUCUGCUCCGCUCCGCCCCCGCUAACUCUUCUUGGCUUCUUGCCGCCGUGUCGCGCGCAGGCAGAGGGAGGGAGGCACGGGCAGGUGAGAGAGGCGCGCAAAGAAGCGGGAGCGAGCAAGUGUACGGAGAGGGAGCGAUGGGGGACUCGGCGGCGCCGGCGCCGGCGGCAGGCAGGCUGGAGAAGAGCUACUUCGACGUGCUGGGCAUCUGCUGCCCGUCGGAGGUGCCGCUGGUGGAGAAGCUGCUGGAGCCGCUCGCCGGCGUGCACAAGGUCACCGUCGUCGUGCCCUCCCGGACCGUCAUCGUCCUCCACGACGCCGCCGCCAUCUCCACCGCCCAGAUUGUGAGGGAGCUGAACGGGGUGAGGCUGGAGGCGUCGGUGAGGGCGUACGGCGGCGCCGGGCAGAGCAAGGUGUCCAACAAAUGGCCCAGCCCCUACGUGCUCGUUUGCGGGGUCCUUCUGGUGGUCUCGCUCUUCGAGCACUUCUGGCGGCCGCUCAAGUGGUUCGCCGUGGCGGGGGCGGCCGCGGGCCUGCCGCCGAUCGUGCUCAGGAGCGUCGCCGCGCUCCGGCGGCGCACCAUGGACGUCAACAUACUCAUGCUCAUCGCAGUUGCUGGGGCCAUAGCUCUCAAGGACUAUUCUGAGGCCGGGUUCAUCGUCUUCCUCUUCACCAUAGCCGAAUGGCUCGAGACCAGGGCCUGCGGCAAGGCCACUGCUGGCAUGUCGUCACUGAUGAGCAUGGCACCACAAAAUGCUGUUCUGGCAGAGACUGGACAAGUGGUUGCUACCCAGGAUGUGAAGAUCAAUACAGUAAUAGCUGUGAAGGCAGGGGAAGUCGUGCCGAUCGAUGGUGUUGUUGUUGAUGGACGGAGUGAGGUCGACGAGAGCACCCUCACCGGGGAGUCCUUCCCUGUGUCCAAGCAGGCAGACUCCCAGGUCUGGGCUGGCACACUCAACAUAGAUGGUUACAUUGCUAUGAGGACAACUGCUAUGGCCGACAACUCUGCGGUGGCCAAAAUGGCAAGGCUGGUCGAAGAAGCCCAAAACAGUCGAUCCAGUACGCAGAGGCUGAUCGACACUUGCGCCAAGUACUACACACCCGCUGUUAUUUUCAUGUCUGCAGCAGUGGCAGUGAUCCCUGUGUGUGUCAGAGCACGCAACCUAAGACACUGGUUUGAACUGGCCCUAGUUCUCCUGGUGAGUGCUUGUCCAUGUGCUCUGGUGCUGUCGACACCUGUGGCAACCUUCUGCGCGCUACUGAGGGCCGCGAGGACCGGGCUCCUCAUCAAAGGAGGGGAUGUCCUUGAGUCCUUGGCCAGUAUCAAAGUUGCUGCCUUCGACAAGACUGGUACAAUCACUAGAGGCGAGUUCUCUGUCGAGGAGUUUCAGACAGUUGGUGAGCGUGUUUCGAAGCAACAACUUAUUUACUGGGUUUCAAGCAUCGAGAGCAGGUCGAGCCACCCAAUGGCAUCUGCUCUUGUUGGUUAUGCUCAAUCAAACUCUGUAGAGCCAAAAUCAGAAAAUGUUGCUGAGUUUCAAAUCUAUCCUGGCGAGGGGAUUUACGGUGAAAUUGAUGGAGAGGGCGUAUAUGUUGGGAACAAAAGGAUCUUGGCAAGGGCAUCGUGUCAAACAGUUCCAGACAUAGUAGAACACAUGAAAGGAGUUACCAUCGGAUACGUGGCCUGCAACAAGGAAUUGAUUGGGGUAUUCAGCCUAUCGGAUUCAUGCCGAACUGGGUCAGCCGAGGCCAUCAAGGAGUUGAGAUCAUUGGGCAUAAAGUCAGUGAUGCUUACUGGCGAUAGUACUGCCGCUGCCACACAUGCGCAAAACCAGCUGGGGAACAUACUAGCCGAGGUUCAUGCUGAACUUCUGCCAGAAGACAAAGUGAGAAUUCUUGAUGAACUGAAGGCAAGAGAUGGCCCUACACUGAUGAUUGGCGACGGCAUGAAUGAUGCCCCAGCACUGGCUAAGGCUGAUGUUGGAGUCUCCAUGGGUGUGUCCGGUUCAGCCGUCGCAAUGGAGACGAGUCACAUUACUCUGAUGUCGAAUGACAUCCGCAGGAUCCCAAAGGCUAUCAAGCUGGCCAGGAGGACACACCGGACCAUCGUCGUGAACAUUGUCUUCUCGGUGACUACGAAGCUUGCAAUUGUUGCACUUGCGUUUGCCGGGCAUCCGCUUAUUUGGGCAGCAGUCCUUGCUGAUGUUGGCACAUGCUUGUUGGUGAUCAUGUACAGCAUGCUGCUACUGAGGGAGAAAGGCAGUGGAAAGGUGGCGAAGAAAUGCUGUGCUUCUUCUCACUCAAAAAAGCAUGAGCAUAGUACUUCCCACCACCACUGCUCCAAUGGUCAUCAGCAUGAGCAUGUAUCUGCAGGCAAGCAUUCUUGCCAUGAUCAUCACCAUGAGCAUGAUCACCACAAAGAGCCUAGCAACCUGCAUUCCACAGACAAGCAUGGCUGCCAUGAUCAUGGCCAUGGCCAUAGCCACUGCAAAGAGCCGAGCAGCCAGAUGGUGACAAGCAAGCAUGUUUCCCAUGGGCAUGGCCAUACCCACAACAUCUGCAACCCUCACCCCACUGCGAACAAGCAUGAUUGCCAUGACCAUGAACAUAGCCACCACCAAGAACCCAACAGUUCACAUUCUGCCGAUGAGCAUGAUUGCCAUGAUCACAAGCACUGUGAAGAACCAAUCAGCUUGCUUUGUGCCACUGAGCAUGCUUGCCACGACCAUGAGCAGAACCAUGAGCAUCAUUGCUGUGAUGAAGAGCAAACAGUGCAUGUCGCAGAUACGCAUUCCUGCCACGACCAUAAGCAUGACGGCAGUGCGGCUGAUCCAGUUCCAGAGCUGUCGAUAUCUAUCGAGAGCGCAUUGCCUGAUCACCAUGAGCAGGAAAUCCAGUGCAUCAAAGAACACAAAGAGGAAGCGUGUGGACAUCACCUGAAGGUCAAGGAUCACGUCCCGGCUCUGACGCAUUGCAGCAGGGGAAACUGUCACAGUACGGAGAGCAGCAAGGGAUGUGAAAGCAAAGGCAAAGAAGUUUGUCCAAGCUGGCCGGUUGGUCGUACCGGAAUAAUCCGCAGGUGUUGCAGGACUAGGGCGCGCAGCUGCUGCAGCCACAGCAUGUUGAAACUACCAGAGAUUAUAGUAGAGUAG
Triticum turgidum subsp. durum (durum wheat) is the source of this 3222-nucleotide messenger RNA. The record is from the annotation of a GenBank genome assembly. NCBI's taxonomy places the organism in Eukaryota, Viridiplantae, Streptophyta, Magnoliopsida, Poales, Poaceae.